Messenger RNA from Quercus lobata, 825 nucleotides. RefSeq lists its product as uncharacterized. Gene Ontology annotation, molecular function: catalytic activity. NCBI's taxonomy places the organism in Eukaryota, Viridiplantae, Streptophyta, Magnoliopsida, Fagales, Fagaceae. The transcript is spliced from 2 exons. The record is from RefSeq and is a predicted model, not a curated record. The coding region runs from base 1 to 825 and encodes 274 amino acids.
AUGAGGCUUUUAAGUUGGAACUGCCAAGGGCUUUGGAACCUUUGGACAAUUCAAAGCCUUCACAAAUUAGUGAGGGAACAAGUUCCUGAUGUAUGCUUCUUAAUGGAAACAAGGUUGGAUCGAAGUGGUUUUGAGAAGCAUUAUGAUGAUGUACCUUUUAAAAAUAAAUUAAUAGUGAAAAAGCCUAAUUCGGGUGGAGGGUUGGCUUUGCUUUGGAAGGAGGAGGUGAUUUUAGAUGUUAUUAAUUUUAUUGAUAACCAUAUUUUGGCUAAGGUGGUGGAGAAGGAUGGUUUUGUAUGGUAUCUCACAGGGUUUUAUGGAUGGCCUGAGGAAAAUGAAAAGCGGAAGUCAUGGGCACUUUUAGCUCAUUUAAAGUCUUUUGUUGAGGGUCCAUGGUGUUGUAUUGGAGAUUUCAAUGCCAUACUUCAUGCAUCGGAAAAACAAAGUGUUCAUGCACCUUAUCAUAAUCAGAUGGAGGAUUUACAGGUUGCUUUGGGGAAUUGUGCAUUGACAGAUUUGGGUUUUACUAGGCAUAAAUUUACUUGGACAAACCAGAGCCAUGCUUCUGAUCAUAUUCCUAUUUCGUUGAGAACUGUGAACGACAAGAGGCUUAGGGGAAGGGGGGUUGGUGGUUUUUGGUUUGAGGAGAGUUGGUUGUUGUGGGAUGAUUGUGAGGGAGUUGUGCAUGAGGCGUGGACAAAAGGUGGGCAGGAUAGUCCUGAUUUAAGGGGUGUUAUGGACCGAAUCCAAUGCUGUGGGGCUGAUUUGAAUGCGUGGGGUUCAUCAAAGACUAAGCCUGAAACUAAGGAAAUUAAAAGAUUAUAA